ACGGGAGGCGCGGGCGGCGAGCGAGCGACGGCCACGGGAGGAGCUCGAGCGUCGGCGAGGCGGAGGAGGUUCUCCACAAGGCUUCCCUGCGUGGCUAUUUCCUUGCUUUCUGGGGCCGACUUUCAGCGCCUGCAACAUGUCGGCGCAUGACCAGAUGCGUGCGAUGCUCGACCAGCUGAUGGGGACGUCCAGAAAUGGUGAUGACAACACAUACCGGCUGAAGUUCAGUGACCCAAAGGUGUGCAAGAGUUUCCUUCUCACCUGCUGUCCCCAUGAGAUCCUUUCGUCAACGCGAAUGGACUUGGGUGAGUGCCCCAAGGUCCAUGACUUGGCACUCCGAGCUGACUAUGAACAAGCAUCCAAAACAAAAGACUACUUUUAUGACAUUGAUGUAAGUAUGGUUCCCUCUAGAUUUUGUCCCCUUCACAGACUAGAGCUAAAUUCGGGUGUUUUGAUAUUCACUGAUUAUAAUUUCCAGGAGAGUAUGAAGCUCAUGGAGGAAGUAGAAGAUCUUCGGAAACGCAAAGCAGCUGCGGAGCAGGAGUAUCGUAAUUCCAUGCCGGCUUCUAGCUACCAGCAGCAAAAACUGCGAGUGUGUGAGGUUUGCUCUGCCUAUCUUGGCAUCCAUGACAAUGACAGACGGCUUGCUGAUCAUUUUGGCGGGAAGCUGCACUUGGGCUUUAUCAAGAUCAGAGAAAAGCUUGAGGAAUUGAAGAAAACGGUUGAAAGCCGAAGGGAGAAGAGAAGGGAGGAACGCGAGCUAGAACGCAAUGCUCGCUUUGGGGAAAUUGCUGACUAUGAUGUCACAAGGGAUCAUGAGAGAGAGAGAUACCGGGAUGUGGACCGUGACAGGAGGGAUCGUUACCGUGACGAUGACAGAGAGAGAAGGCGCAGGAGGUCAAGGUCGAGGUCAAGGUCACGCGAGAGGCGGCGCCGAAGGUCCAGAUCUCGCGACCGAUAUUACAGGUCUCGUUCCCGAUCAAGGUCGCGUGACCGCAGGAGGCAUUCAAGGAGUAGGGAAAGUUCAAGGCGAUCCCGCCGGUCAAGAUCCAGAGACCGCCAUACCCGUUCGCGGGAGAGGUCGCACUCGAGAGGGAGAACUUCGCGCGAGAGAGUAUCCCGAGAUGUGGAGGAAGACAGAAAAUCCCGAGACAAAAUCAUAGAGGAACCUGAGCCACCAGAGAGAAGGGAUGGAAGUCCAGAAAACGGAGAAAUCACAGAUGACCGGUCCAGAGAUGGGAUGGAGUGAGAUGAAAAGCCGUGGAUUCUGGUACCAACGAAUUUGAAUUUGCGCAGAUCAGCAGCCACUGAGUGUUAAAAAAGCGUUACUAGAAUUUUUUCCAUUUCUUUUUAAUCUCUACCAUACUAGGUUAUUUAUAUAAUUUAGCAUAAUUGCAUUCAGAUACCUCUCCUUACAGACAAAGAGAAGAAAAUAAAAAUUAAUAGUGCAAAAGAGAGAGAGGAAUGUAUCACGUAUUUUCUGUGUAAAUCUCUGUAUCUCUCUUCUUCAUCACUUUCAUCCAGAUAUCACCGACACUGCUGUCCUAAUUAUUUACCUGCAAAUAUAAAGAUUUAAAAAAAAAAAAGAAAAAAAAAAGUGUUAGUUUUUAAUUAUUUUUUUAGGGGUGCGUAGAUAUGUCGGAUGCACACAAUUUAAAAAUCAUGGUUUUUGUUAAAACUGUAUAUUCUAUUUAAGGACAUAUUCUCAUGUGAUAUAGCACUUUUGUCUUCAAAUAGGCAUUUAUCUCCAAAUACCUGAUGUUAGUGCUAUUUUUCCAUAAGCUUUCUUGGUAACAGAAGUUGAUGAACCAAGUAACAAUAGAGUCUUGGACACAAGUUGAUGUAGUGAAUGUUAAUCGAUUCUGUAUAUAGGCUAUACAGUACACUGUCAAAAAAUCAGUUUAGAUGAAUCUUCCUAGAAGAUGCAUAGUCAUGGCCAAAAUGUACAAUAGUUGACUACUUUUAAAGCAAGUGGAUUUCCUAUUCCUGUUUCUUUUGAGGAGUUUCAACAGCAGAGCUGUAACCAAUCUUGCUACACAUUUGCAGUAGCAACUAGAUAUGCAUAAAAUGUAAAAAAGAAAAAAAGCGGGCUUUCUUUUUUUAUUUCAAGUUAUUUUGUUUGCGUCAUUGAUCAUGUCAAAGAAUAUAUUCACAAUUUUUACCUGAGUGAGGAUUCUGAUGUACACAUGUAAUCUUUUUCAAUAAAUUUGAAAUGUUU
Molecule: messenger RNA, 2218 nt
Organism: Penaeus indicus
Lineage: Eukaryota; Metazoa; Arthropoda; Malacostraca; Decapoda; Penaeidae
Product: putative RNA-binding protein Luc7-like 2
Exons: 8
Coding region: 137-1249 (370 amino acids)
Biological process (GO): mRNA splice site recognition
Cellular component (GO): U2-type prespliceosome; U1 snRNP
Molecular function (GO): mRNA binding
Source: RefSeq, a predicted model, not a curated record